AUGACGCCGGGUUUUACUGGUAUGUUUCCAAAUAACUCUCUUUCCACCGAUAAUUACCAUGCCAUUCUCGGCGCUGAUAUUGCUAAUGUCGUCAACGAAGCUGCUAUACGAGCUGCCUCCACAGGAAAGCAUGUAAUCUCUGUGAAAGAGCUUGAGUACGCAAUGGAUCGGGUUCUAGCAGGUGCUGAAAAGAGGUCACGUUCGUUAGUCGAAGAAGAGCGUGAAGUUGUAGCCUAUAAUGAAGCUAGGCAUGCAUUGGUCGGGUGGUUAUUAUUCACAUAG
Cylicocyclus nassatus is the source of this 282-nucleotide messenger RNA. The record is from the annotation of a GenBank genome assembly. NCBI's taxonomy places the organism in Eukaryota, Metazoa, Nematoda, Chromadorea, Rhabditida, Strongylidae.